UCAGGGGGAGGAGCCAGUGGAGGAGGAGGAGAGCAGCAUCCUUCAUGAGACAGAGAGGAGAGAGGAGGGACGAGUGUGAGGAGAGAGAUACGGAUAUAAAAAAGAAGAAGAAGACUGAUGGUUUCAUCUGAGGGACGGACGAGAGACACCGAGCGACAGACAGGCAGCGAGAGAGACGGGAGGCUUUAACUGUCUGCUAUCUGGGCCUCUAAGUGUGUGUUGAGGACCAUCAGCUGAUUGGACCACACAUGUUGGAGGGCGGAGCCAUGAUGGGCAAAGAUUACAUGUUGGCCAUCCUCAUAGUCAACUAUGACGACAACAUCUGGACGGACCAGAACCUGCAGCUUGAUCCAGAUCUUCCCUCUGGCUGGAGAACCAUUAAAGAUUCAACAGGAACGUAUUACUGGCACGUUCCCACUGGAGCCACCCAGUGGCAGCACCCCCUCCUCAGCCGGUCGUCCCAGCAGCUCGACACGCAGCUGGAUGACGUACAUCAGAGCUCCAACAGGGAGACAGACAUAAAACCGGAGACCAGGUCAUUGCGGCAUGAAGAUUAUCUCACACACCACAACCCCAACUCCAAGUGCUUUGCAGUGCGCUCUCUUGGCUGGCUGGAGGUGGAGGAGGAGGACCUGUCUCCUGGUCGCAGCAGUCUCGCUCUCAGUAACGUCAUCCAACAGCUGUCUCACUGCGGCAGCCCAGAGCAGAGAGACAGGCAAGGGGCCCGCGGGGAGGGUCAGGAGAUGAUGCUGGUACUGAAGAAGGACACUCUUACUCUUUUGGACCCUUUAGACCAUACCUCACUGCACUGUCAGCCAAUCAGUAACAUUCGUGUGUGGGGGGUGGGCUGCAACAACGGCAGGGACUUUGCCUUUGUAGCCGGGGAUAAGGACAGCUGUGUGUUGAAGUGUCACGUGUUUCGCUGUGAUGCUCCAGCCAAAGCCAUCGCCAUGGCGCUACACGAGAUGUGCUCCAAGAUAAUGUCUGAGAAGACGUCAAUGAGGCCGUCCCGCUCGCUGACGAUGGAGAGCAUCUCACCCGAAGACCUGCCCCGACAAGUGGAGUCUCUGGAGACGAUGAGAAAGCAGGUCCAGAAGUUUGAGGUCCGGUACGUUGGUAACCUGCCGGUGUCCAGAGCAAUGGGUAUGGAGGUAUUGAACAGAGCGAUAGAGAGCAUCAUGAACUCCACGGACAGAGACGAGUGGGAAGCGACAGUGAUCCACGUCACCGAUAACAUCUUGUCCCUGUGGCGGGGAGAGGAAGGGGAGGAGCCUCUCUGGGAGUGCCAGGUGCGUUUUCUCACCUUCCUGGGCGUCGGCCACGACAGCCACACCUUUGCCGUGAUAGUGGACGGCGGCACGCAGAGGUUCGAGUGUCACGUGUUCUGGUGUGAGCCAGAUGCGGGAAACCUGUCUGAGGCGGUGCAAGGGGCGUGUAUGGUCCAGUAUCAGAAGUGUCUGGUAGCUCAGACUCCGCCUCCGAGGACCAAGUCAUGGCGUGCGGCUUCGUCGAAGGUCAAGCGGUCAAACUCUGUGGACUCCUUCCCGCCUAUCACCUCCAAUCUCCAAGGCAACAGCAAUAGCAGCGGCGGCGCGAUGAUGCCGAGGAUAAACAAGGGCGACAGCGGUGUGAGGAGGGGGAUGCUGGCCUUCUUUGAAACUUUUCAGAAACAGGCCGCCAUCUCCUAAUGAAGGGACGGAGCCAACGGAGACUCGAGUCAUCAGGUGGCCGAUACUCCAGAACUGAAAUGGGUCUGGCUCAAAAUCACAGCGACAUCUGUGACAUCAUAAGGGUUGAAUCCUCUGGCCUCAUCCUGUUGCCUCCCCCUGUCUCCGGCUGUCGCUCUUGCCAUCUCUCGUCUCCAACCUUGGUCUCUUACUUUCGGCUUUUGUCACCUCUUGACGUUUCUCGCCUCCUCCACUCUUCCCCUACUGUCUCCUCUUGUCUACUACUAUCGACUUGACAUAUUGAAUUGUCUCCUACCCUCGUCUACUAACUCUUGUCUUGUUCUCUCGUCUCUUGUCGACUCUCAUUAUCGACGGCUGACGUCUCUCAGUAGUUAUUAGCUUUGCUUAACAUAGCUUAGCUUAGCAAAGGCUUCCUGACUGCAGGUUGAACAACUUCAAUGAAAGGUGUAAGGAUCCUAUCAAUAAAUCAGAAACAUCUGAAGAUAACAGAAACAAAAUUUUCAGGAGGAGUCAUGAACUCAGAGAAGAAGAAAAGCAUUGCUCACAUUCUGGCCAACAGAGGGUAGAAAUGUUGAUGUUUAUUCAUUUACCUGCAUUCUUCUUCUUGGCUUGUGUCACAUGGGACGGCCGGUAAGACGUUGCCAUGGUGACAGCUGCUAACAACAACUCAAAACGCAGUUCCUGAAAGAGAGAAAUCAACAACUAUACUCCUUUCCACGAGACGUUUUUCAGUUACCUGAUUCUUCGUCUCACAGAUGUUAUUGAAAGUACUUGAAUUACUAACAUAAGACUUUAAUUCAUUAAAAAGAAGCUUGAAUGAGCAGUAGAGUGCAGCGUGUGUUUGAAGUGUGCAGUAGAGGAACAAUCCAACGCAUUACUACAUUCAUCAAAACUUCAUCUUAGUGAAAGUCAACGGCAGUUUGACUCAUUGACUCGCAGUUUGCAUGUCGGCAUAAAUGAGAGCAUUGGAGGUCAUUGAAGGAGGAGCUAUGGAACGGGAAGUAGCAGCUGCCUCCUGAUUGGCUGCAGCGUCUAUAGAAGCUUCGCUGAGUUUAUGUCAGUCGGCAAAUCUCAGGCUGAGUUUUCUGUCUUUGUGUUUGUAUAGCUGAACUACUUUGGCAUCAAGCCAACCGAUGAUGUCAUGUAGAGACCAAAAAUAAACAAGGUACGACUUACACAA
Molecule: messenger RNA, 2868 nt
Organism: Pungitius pungitius (ninespine stickleback)
Lineage: Eukaryota; Metazoa; Chordata; Actinopteri; Perciformes; Gasterosteidae
Gene: apbb3
Product: amyloid beta (A4) precursor protein-binding, family B, member 3
Exons: 12
Coding region: 249-1688 (479 amino acids)
Biological process (GO): regulation of DNA-templated transcription
Cellular component (GO): nucleus; cytoplasm
Molecular function (GO): transcription factor binding; amyloid-beta binding
Source: RefSeq, a predicted model, not a curated record